CAUCGAACGAGCUCCAAAGCAUCGCAUCGAUAACUUAUCAACAGCACUUCCUCCACCGCCGUUGCUAUCGACACGCCCACCGCACGCGAAACGAUCGACGACCGCUUAGCCUUGCCUGGCCUCACCUUUCCUGCCGGCGUCCGGAACUCGUUCUUCACAAGUUCAGAAGCCCUUCGGAUCCCCAUCCCCCGCCGUCGCCCACUCCCUGCGAAACGUGACCCAACUUGACGCACCAUGGCAUUGUCGCCCACCUCUCCUGGCCCAGAUUCGAAUGCUCAAAAUGAGCUUAUGAGCGCUCUCGCAGCGCUGCAUGUCGGCGGACGUUUCUCUGAUCUUACCAUUACUUGCAACAACAAGCAAUGGGCUGUACACAGAGCCAUUUUGUGCUCUCGAAGCGGCUUCUUCGACGGCGCAUGUUCGCAUCAAUUCAAGGAGUCGAGCACCGGUGUCAUUGACUUGAGCGAAGACGACGAGGAUGCUGUUGAUCAAAUGAUCCACUAUUUCUACUACCUCGACUACCUGAACGAACAACCCGAGCAGCAACCAUCCGCUAUGUUCCGACAUCGUGCAUACUCCGAUCAAAGGCGAAGAGCACAAAAGAAGCUGGACUUCUCCCAGAUCGAAGAUCCUCUGAUGGCACAAGCAAAUUCGUACGCUGUCCCAGAUCCUCUCACGCCACCAGCAUCUGCGCACAGUGAUAGGCGAUCAAGCUUCGACUUCGACAAGCCUCGAUCACCAGUCAGAAUGCGCGCCGGCACACCCCCAGCAGAAAUCGAAGAGAUGUUCAGCGAAGAAGAAUACGACGAUGGAUACGAGUCUACGGAAGACGAAUCGCACCUGAUUCUUCAUGCUCAGGUCUAUGCGUUGGCUGAGAAAUAUGACAUUCCGUCCUUGAAGUACCUAUCAAAACGAAAGUUCGAAAUGGCAGCGGCAUGCUACUACGAUGCACCCGAACUCGCAGAUGCCAUUGAGUACGUCUACACAUCGACGAUUGAUCAGGAUCGAGGUCUACGGGAUGUCAUUCUACAGCUCUUCAGGAGCCAUCCUCAGCUGGCAAACACUCAAGACAUCUUCUCUGUCAUCAAAGACACACCAUCUCUGGCCCUCGAUCUCUGGAAGGUGGAACGUGGCUUGCUUUAGGCGAACGACGAGUUAGGGUCUCGGCUUCCGGAUUGCUUAUUCACAAACGAACCACCCAUUUGGUUCGGUCUCAAACCAUCCAUUCUACAUAUCACUCCCACCUCUGCCUAAGUGGCGAGCCGGCUCGCCGGCUUCAUGCAUGGCCGCGUUGCACCACCGCAUAGACGACAUGAAAGGCUCGCCCACACAGCCCCUCAACGCACUAUUGAGUCAGGAAGGGACACUACCCCGACUUGGCAAACGCCACAACGGGGUCGAAACGGCUCUACGAAGCUUACUAGCAGAGGGCAGAGUUGACUGGAUUCACAUUAUUGUAUGAAUUGAACAGACCAAAGUGGCAACCGCGGGCCGCAAGGCUAUAGGGAAGAUGGAGAGGCAUGAAGUAUUGGCGUUAAUUUGGCGCGAAGGAACGUGAGAUCAAAAAGAUACCCAGCAGGCGAUUGGGCAGGACUAUUGCUACAGUAUGUACCUUACCCUUCAACGAUGAGAUGUAAGAGUUAUUAGAUCAGUUCGCAGAGGACCCGAAGUCGCUCUGGCAACGUUACU
Pseudocercospora fijiensis CIRAD86 is the source of this 1686-nucleotide messenger RNA. RefSeq lists its product as uncharacterized. Gene Ontology annotation, molecular function: protein binding. The coding region runs from base 235 to 1140 and encodes 301 amino acids. The record is from RefSeq and is a predicted model, not a curated record. Lineage: Eukaryota; Fungi; Ascomycota; Dothideomycetes; Mycosphaerellales; Mycosphaerellaceae. The transcript is spliced from 3 exons.